This is a messenger RNA of Peniophora sp. CBMAI 1063, 672 nucleotides long. NCBI's taxonomy places the organism in Eukaryota, Fungi, Basidiomycota, Agaricomycetes, Russulales, Peniophoraceae. The record is from the annotation of a GenBank genome assembly.
AUGUUCUCCAAGGCUACCGCUCUUAUCCUCGCCGUCGCGGCCCAGUCCGCCCUUGCCAAGCUCUACGUCGUCGCUCCCGUCGCCAGCACCACCUGGGCUGUCGGCACGGACGUGACCGUCCAGUGGCAGGACGACGGCUCGUCUCCCAGCCUCGCUGAGAUGGGCGUCAGCUCUCUCGGUGUCUACGCUGGUAACUCGAUCGAGCAGACGCUCCUGCAGCAAGUUGGCACUCUGGACGUGUCCGUCAACAACUCAAUCACCUUCAAGAUCAACAGCGACAUCGGUCCUAACAACCAGGCUGUCUACUUCAUGCGCUUCUCGUCCGAGACCCUCAAGGAUUCUACCAACACAGCUUACCCCGCACAGGCCUUCUCAGCCAUGUUCGCCGUCUCUGGUUCGACUGGCACCUUCAACUCGACCGUUGAGGCGCAGGUUCAGGGCGCCUCGUCCGCGAGCGGCUCUACUGCCGCUAGUGCCACGGCUGGUGCAUCUUCCGUUGCUGCCGUUGUCGCCAAGUCAUCUUCGGCCGCAUCUAGCGUAAAGGCCACCGCCACUGCUCAGGCCGCUGUCGCCGCCAACUCCACCACCGCAAGCGGCGCUUCUUCGCGCUUCUACCUCCCCACGGCUGGUGCCUUCGUCGCCGCCGGUGCCCUCUCCGCCUUCGUUCUCUAA